GUUUUUUGCAAGAUGAUUCAACCAUAUUUUUGUUAUGCUCUCUUUAGACCGUCUUAUAACAUUCGUUAUUCAACUCUUCUUACAAAUUUUGAGGAUCAUUUUCGUCGCGCAUUGAUGCAUGAUUUUAGAAUACAAAGGGUUGAUGUUGAAUUUUUGAAGCUCUACACCUUUGAAUGAUUCCGUUUUGCUUAGAGCAUUAGUUAGCAAACAUCCGGUUUACCCAUCGCGUGGCAUACUGUCCUGUAUUUUUUGUCCUAGUUUCUCGCUUAGAUCACUUAAUUUCACUCACUUCAUUAUGCUUUACUUUGCUUCACUUUCUAUCGUCGAUUGGACCGCGUUUAUCGUGUUCUUAUUAGUUCAAUAAAUUUCGCUUUUGAGGUUUUUUGUGUGUGUGAUUCCGGUAAGCUUCCGGUCACAUUCUUGCCUAUUGCAAAGCUACACAUCGCAACAUGGGACGUGGUGCAGCAAUACGUAAUCGAAAACUUCGCAGGGGUUCAUCGGAUUCUGAGCCGAUUGCAUCAAGAAUGCGCAUUCCGAAUAAGAAACAACGCAAAAUUAUGGACGAGCUACUGCUAAAUUCUAAUCUCAAACGAGCAGAUGACGCCAGUAACGGGAUUAUCCGUCCUGCGCAGCCAAUUUUGCGGGAAAAACCAACAACACCAUUUAUAGUACUACCUGAAGAAGCACGCUUUGCACCACUCAUUAAGAAAAGUAGAUAUGCAUUAGAUAUAGGAGGUACACUAAUCAAACUUGUCUACUCAACUGUAUGCGAACGAGCAGAUAAAUCCGAUUGCGAAGAGCCGGAGGUCCUACUAAACUUCAGAAAGUUCACCUCAAUCGAAGCUUGUCUAGAAUUUAUCGAUAAAAACUGGCAUGAGCGCUCACCUGACGACGUCAUACAUUGUACUGGCGGUGGUUCCUUUAAGUAUGCCGAAAUGAUGCGUAAUUCAUUAGGAGUGCAAGUACAGCGCACUGAUGAGAUGACGUCGUUGAUCUUUGGUUGUGAUUUCCUACUGAAGAACAAUGUAGACGAAUCAUUCACUUAUCAUCAUGAAGCGACUGGUAUAGAAAGGUAUCAGUACAAGCCUAUUGCGGCAGAUUCCAUCUAUCCCUUCCUUCUAGUAAAUAUCGGAACCGGAAUCUCGGUGUUAAAGGUUGAUUCACCGUCACAAUUUCAACGGGUUGGUGGUAGCUCUAUGGGUGGUGGAGCAUUUAUCGGGCUUGGAAAUUUGCUUACAUCAGCGCAAAGCUUCGAUGAACUGCUCCUCAUGGCAGAGAAGGGCGACCACCGAAAAUGUGACACACUUGUCUGUGACAUUUACGGUGGCUCUUACGAGAAUCUAAACUUAGCAGCUGAUCUCAUUGCUGGUUCGUUUGGCAAAUGCAGUCGUAUGGGUAAACGAGGAGCUCGAGGAGACCAAGAACGAGCCACUGAACAAGAUAUCGCCAAGUCAUUAUUGUUGAUGAUCAGUAAUAAUAUUGGGCAGAUGGCUAUGCUGUAUGGUAUGAGAUUUGCUAUGAAGCGGAUAUAUUUCGGGGGCUUCUUCAUUCGAAAACACCCCAUCACCAUGCGGACGUUGUCGUAUGCUAUUAACUACUGGAGCAAGGGCAACAUGGAGGCGCUAUUUAUGAAGCACGAAGGAUACCUCGGUGCUGUAGGUGCUUUCCUCGAUGAAGGAGACACCUAAUUUGAGCGUCUAAGUUAUUGAAUUGGAAACUUGUCAUGUCGACCAUGUAGUACCACUUUGCAAUUCCCCUGAAUGGCGUAUUCCUCCUGAUAACGGUCUUCCAUUCCAUACUCCAGGUUUUAGCUUUGCAUAUGUGAUGCAAUCAAUGUGAAAGACACUUGUUGUUACUAAUUUAUUCAAUCCAUCUACCCCUCAUAGGUUGUUACUGAUAUUCUACACUAAUGUUGUUGAUGUAUCUUGAUAGCUUGAGACACUUCGCAGUUCUCGAUCAUCUUGUACACUCGAUAAGUAAUGUGAUCAGCCUUUUGUCAGUGAACUCAUCUCUUUAUUGUGGCCAAAACGCGUAAUGCUGAAAUGUUCAGAAGCAUUUAUGAAUGUUUUAUGUUGGAAUGAUCAUUGAAUGAAAUACGUGUUGAUGUAAUAAUAGCUAAUUGAAUAACUGUUGUUCACAGAGUGCG
This is a messenger RNA of Cylicocyclus nassatus, 2146 nucleotides long. Lineage: Eukaryota; Metazoa; Nematoda; Chromadorea; Rhabditida; Strongylidae. The record is from the annotation of a GenBank genome assembly.